AUGUCCACGUCUAACCCUCCAAUGCCAAAACAAGACUCAUUAGUUGAACGACUGGAGGAGUUUUCUUCAGGCUUCAGUGCACUAUAUUGCGCGCUCGCUUUUGAUCUUUCUCAAAUAGAGUGCCAGUCAAGUAGGGAAACGCGUUCCCAGUCAAAAACGCCAACGGAAACCCAGUCGACCGAGCAAAUAGCUAAGCAGCGCGAGAAAUCGGCUUACAACAUACUGAGGGCAGUCUUCCAAGACUUGGAUAGUUUAAAGGUUCAGUUGGAAGCAAUAACGAACGAUGUCGAAGCUCGAGAUACCAUCAACGAACAAGUCAUAAAAGAAGCAACGAGCGGUCUACAGAUGGGCACCCUAUCAGAUACUGGCGAGGUCGCAGCCACUACACCAAUCGGAAGCCCUGAGCAAGAGACGUCGUCCCAAUCUCAGGCAAGCGGAGCCCCGUCGCCGACAUCAGACGACCAGCCGACCAUGGGAUCAGAGGAUGUGGCCGUCCAACCAGAAGGCGUUGGUGAAGCCGUGGAUACACAAGUCCAGCCCGAAGCCUCUACAGAUAUGUCGGAGGGCCAACAAGCCGUCGAAUCAGAGGACGUGAUCAUGGGCGAGAGUGAAAGUGCUGACGGGUCACCAUCACAUUCACUCGAGGGCAACGAUGACGACACGGCCCAUCACACAACCCCAGAGCCAACUACACCAAGACUAAGUCAAUGGGUUAGCCUGAAUACGAGACCCUGGAGCUCGUCCACGGGCAGCGGCAAGGCUGUGAGCGAAUCGCUUGCUUCUGCUGUGGACAGUUCACCAGCUGGCUCUGUUACGACUCACAUCACUUGGCCAGACAGCUCCACUGGUGCUUGUGAGCAAGAUACUCCUAUGUCGGGCGCUGAGGGUACAGAUGAUGACCAGUCACGAUACUGCCCGGCUGGAGGCCUUAACGCAACACGAGCUGAGACGGAUAUCAUCCAACCGCCGCAGAGUCCUGCAGCCAACGAGACCACCAACUUGGCAGAUUCUGUGGUCGAUAUUGAGGCUUAUUCUACCCCUCGGACGCCGCAGGGCCAUGCAACCAACGACGAGGCUAAUUCUCCUGGUUCCAGCCAAUCAUCAGCAGCAGAGGACAACGACGUCCAAGGAGAUGCUGACCAACGGGAUACUGGACCUCGAAGCAGAUUACCAACUCUAUCGCUGGCCGAUAUGGCAAGGCUUCCUUCCAAGAUUCAGGAAUUAGAAGCCCAAGGCUGUGCACAACAUAUCUCGGUUCCUCAUGUUGAUGUUGAAUUGGAAGAUGUGAAAAAAUGUAUUGACAAGGGAGAUUGGAGAUGUACAACCUGCGAAUACAAAGUGGACCGGAAAGGCGAGGGAUACGUGUCGAUCUAUGCAGACGUGCCGAAGGACCAACCUUUGAUUGAUUGGCCAGGCUUCAGUGCACAGUUCAAUCGGCCGACGACUGAUGAAGCCAAGGCUGUAUUUGAAAAUACCGUCCAGAAUCCACCAGAAGGGAAAAUUCCUUACUACAUCGGACAUGCAGACAUUCUCUCUGAGCAGCCAUUAGAUCCUGGGCCCCUUAUUACUGGGAACCCUGAUUUCAUUGACAUACACACCAACUAUCAGCACAUUGGUGGCCAUCGCUCAGGAAAUCGUAUUCACUGGGAAGACUUUACUCAUCUAGAUGAAACCGACGAGGGACCAGUAUGGCGCGGCCUGCGAUCCUUUAACCAGGUUUACUUUGGGACUGGAUACAAACUGUGGUUAGUGAUUGCAAAACAUCACAUAAUCAAGUUUGAUGCAUUCGUCAGAACAACGUGGCAAUGCAGAGAAUGCAUAGGCGGGAUUUCGCACAAAUGUCUCUUGCUUGCCCCCUCGAGUCUUGAGAAGGCAGGCAUUGACUUUCACAUCUACGUUGUUGGACGUGGAGAGGCUGUCUGGACUUUGCCUGGGCAGCAACAUAGCAUCAUCAAUGUCGGCCAUUGCGCUGCCCGGUCAAUGAAUUUUCUAUACCCUGGCGAAUCGAUUGAUUUCAAGAAGCUUGCUCACUGUCUGGAUUGCGAUCAGCAUCCCCUCAGCAUCCAAUAUGGCAUCCCAUUAGUGUCAACAGAGCCCGACCGGAAGCGCAAACAACAAGCGCAUUCCCACUUACCUUUGAAGAAGACACGCAACGAGACUGCUCCCCAACGAGAGCUCGUUAAAAUCAAGGAAGCGCUACAAGCAGCAAACCUAACUUAUCGGCCGAUAGCGAUCGACCACGAAAAUCCAUCCGUCGCAGAAGUCAACGUCUAUAAGCUAGCGGCUGCAGUACGAAGCACACUCGCCAUAGAGCAGUUUAUUGAAGUUGUGCGGCAAUGCAGGGACCCGGAAAUCAAGACUCAACUUAUCCAAGCGCGAAGUUCCUUGGAAGGAGCUGUCGAAUUAAUGAAAGCUGCAGACGAUCACACAAUGGCCCCAAAACUUCGCGUUCGGCUUGGUCAAUUGAAUCUUAGUCAACAAGCUGAAAAGGAAAAACCGGGCUAUCGGAAAAACCACAAGGGCGGCUUUCUCGACGAAUUUGCAGCCAAGCAUGGAUUAAUAAGGACUCGACUGAAACACCAUCUUCAAGAAGGAAAGAAGUGGACAUCGGUAUGCACGUUGCACGAUGGACUACUGCCUUUUAUUUUCUUGAAAUCAGAAAAGGCUCUUGGAAUUACUAAAGAGGACUGGGUAACAGCCACUCCCGAGGAAAACAAUAAAGCAUUCCACAAACUCCUUGAUGAUAAUUAUACAAAGAACCUCUGUAUAGCAGGAAAGGCACUUGAAAGAUUGCUUUUUGGAGAGUCGGUCAAAUUUCUUUGGGAGAAGAAUGGCUUGGACCCAGAUGCGCAUAACAUCGAUGAGUUGCUUAAGGAAUACGAAAUGGAAGAGGCGAGCGCUGCCCCAACUGACCAUGGUGCACGCGGGGCAAUGGCUUAG
Molecule: messenger RNA, 2940 nt
Organism: Fusarium proliferatum ET1
Lineage: Eukaryota; Fungi; Ascomycota; Sordariomycetes; Hypocreales; Nectriaceae
Exons: 1
Coding region: 1-2940 (979 amino acids)
Source: RefSeq, a predicted model, not a curated record